AUGUUGGAAGCAGGGAAAAGCUCUUCGGUGAAUGGCGGGAACGGCCGGGAGCAGAGCUGCUGGGACAACGGCGAGGAGGAGGUCUCCGCGCUGUCGAGGCACACCAAAGUGGUCGUGACCGGGAACAACCGGACGAAGUCGGUGCUAGUGGGUCUCCAUGGAGUCGUCAAGUCCGUCGGGCUCGGCGGCUGGCAUUGGCUGGUAAUUUCCCUUUGACAGUUCUUUUCAUACGAGGGAAAAUGCGGCUUGCUGGAUUGUAAUUUGCAUGAUCCCCCGGGCUAUUGCGAUCUUCUCGACGUCUUUGGAUAAUCUAGAAACUGAUCUUCGUUUGCGGGUUUCUGUCGUGAUGUCGUGGAAUAUUUGUUUUUAUGUUGCGGCAGCUAUCCUGAAUUCUCCAUCUAGUGUAAUUCACCUAGCCGGGAAAAUUAUCUGUGGAAUUAUUCUUUUUCUUAUGGCAAACCUCCGUCAUGUCAUCUGCAUGUGCCUUCCCAUGGUGAGUUCUUUUCCUGUACGAUGAUUGGGGUACUCUCUGGCUCCCCUAUUAUUGUUCUUGCACGUGAAUAAUCGCACUAGGUCGCCAUUUCUAUUAAAUAGCUUUAAUUUUUUUUUCCCUUAUCUUGUUAUCUUAAAUAGCUCUAAUUUUUUUCCCUGAUCGUGACCUUCAUCUUCUUUCAAUUUUGAUUUCUUGUUAUCUCGUCGGAUAGUCUCCAUAUUCUGUGUUAUUCACGGCAAUACUUUAUUCCUGAGAAGGAAUUAUUCUUUCGACAAUCCCUGAUCUAAUCAAUUUAUUUUUUUUUAUAGUUUUUUUUAAAUCCAUUUUUCUAGGUUCUGGUUCUCUCGAUAUAUUGCACUCUUAUGCAAAGUCUAUGGCUUUUUUCGUUUGAUUCGAUAUUGAUUUUGAUUUGCACUAUUUUUUAAUUUUCAUGUUUAGUUUGGUAGUUGUGUGUGUCUCUCUCUGGAAGUGUCAUAAUUAUGCCUUUUAUUCUGAGAAUCUGCUUGUUUUGGUAAAUAUUUUGAUGUCAGACAGAAUUUUAUAUUAUUUUUGACGAAAGUCAGUCCUUGAUUUGGUGAAUUGGGCCCAUUUACUGGUUUAUAUCCUUUACUUCAGGAUUUACCAUUAAUUAUGCAUGAGGAGUUGCUUGUGUUAUACGUUUUUAAUGUCAUAUUUACUAUUUCUUUGACGGCUGGAUCAUUCUUUUUCUUUAUUGUACACCGAAAGAUCAACAUCUUUCAUGGCAGAGAAGUUCCCAGUUUUCCUUCUUUUGGAUGACAUGGAUAGCUCACCUCUCGAAUCCAUUCUGUUGACUUUCUCUUCAGAAAUGCUGACAGAAGAGGAAACUAUACUUUACUGAGUACCCGAUGUGUGGCUUCUAUCGAUAACUGGGUUUGGAGCUCCCAUGGUUGUGGACUGAUGACUGGGUUUCUGGCUUGUGUACGAUCCUCUCCAGGAUGAGCCCUCUGAGUCAGAAACUUUGUGCUGCUUGAUAUAUCUCCUCUAACACGCUUGAAUAAUACCUGUUAAGUCGGGGGGGGUUGGGGGGGGGGGGUGGUUUGGGGUUUAGUUUAUGUGAUCGUGGUUGUUAAACUGGAUUCAUCUCCCUUUGUUCGUCUCAUAAGCCCAAGUCUUAUAUUUCAUUUUAUUGAUUAAAGUUUUAUAUUUUCAUAUUAUUGACUUUACCUUUCCUUUUAUAUCGUCAUUUAAUGUAUCUUUCUCUCUCUAGUCUAGGAAAUCUCUGUAAUGAGAGAAUAAGUCUAAUCCCACAGAGUUAUUUUGAUCCAUAUUUUCCGUGAUUUUUUUUUCCAGUUUUGAAUCAUAUGAUGCCUCAAAUAUCAUUUUAUGGAAGUGAUGGUGGGCUGUGUAUAUUUGAGAAUGCAGGUUCUGACCAAUGGCAUUGAGGUGAAGCUGCAGAGAAAUGCUCUUAGUGUGAUUGAAGCUCCAACUGGCCGCGAGGAGGAUGAUGAGAUGGGUGUCGAGUGGAAUGGCUCUGACGUGGGUGCGUAUGGUUUUGACUUUCUUCUAUGAUUUUUUAAUGGGAUGUAGGAGUUUGGUAUGUCACUCAUCCAAUCAGAGUUUGUCUGCUACAUUACAUCUGUUGGAAGGAUCUUGGACAAAACUCUUGAAGCAGGGACUCUUCUUUACCAUGAACAAUAUGAAUAUUAUUAUUGUUAUGAUUGUGAUAGUUACUACAUCAUCAUCUCCUCAUGAGAUCUUUGACAAUUCCUUCUCUUCUAUUCAAUCCCUCAGCUUCUGAGUGCACUCAGAGGUCCCCAAGACAGAAGCACAAGUCACCCAGAACCAUGGGCUCAUCCAACCGGACCCUCAGCCCGUCUCAUUCCUGUGGUUCUCAACCCAAGGGACCCACCACUUCAUCAGACUGGCCCACCACAGUAUGUAAAGCAUAUGCCCCUUGCUCCUCCAAUCUGUUUGCUUCUAAUUCUGGAAUUAUUUUUUCUAUUUAUCUGAAUUUUAUUUUUAUUUUUUAUGGGUUCAUGUUUAUCUUCAUCUCUGACUUCUUCAUGGGUAAUGCGAAAGAUUUCCUUUUUUGGGUGCAGAGAGUUGACCUAGGCAAGCUCAAGACGACGGCGCUGUGGAGAUACUGGAGGCAUUUCAAUCUCGUGAGAUCUCCACCGCCCAUAUCGAAUGUGAUUACUCUGCAUCCGAUUAUCUUCUGACGGGGUGUGUGCCUCUUCUCUUUGGUCCUCGUGGCAGGUGGGCCCGGCCCCCGGUCCCACACUCUCCAAGGAGCAGCUGAUCAUGGCCGUCCAGAGGCAUUUCACGUCGCAGGUACCAUACCACACACCAGCUGGCCCUCCCCUUCCCUGCCCACUGACUGGAUCAAGUCAAAUCGCUGACUUUUUUCUCCAAAAAGCAAUUGGAUGAGCUGCAGGUGAUCGCAGGGUUCAUCCAAGCAGCAAGGCGGCUCAGGCGGGCCUGCACCCCGUUGACCAGCAGCUCGACCCACAGCUGA
Messenger RNA from Spirodela intermedia, 2969 nucleotides. Lineage: Eukaryota; Viridiplantae; Streptophyta; Magnoliopsida; Alismatales; Araceae. The record is from the annotation of a GenBank genome assembly.